Rhipicephalus sanguineus (brown dog tick) is the source of this 3289-nucleotide messenger RNA. It is a transcript of the gene LManII, whose product is annotated as lysosomal alpha-mannosidase. The coding region runs from base 148 to 3192 and encodes 1014 amino acids. Gene Ontology annotation, cellular component: lysosome. Gene Ontology annotation, molecular function: alpha-mannosidase activity; carbohydrate binding. The record is from RefSeq and is a predicted model, not a curated record. Gene Ontology annotation, biological process: mannose metabolic process. Lineage: Eukaryota; Metazoa; Arthropoda; Arachnida; Ixodida; Ixodidae. The transcript is spliced from 25 exons.
UCCUUCUGUCUCUCCCUUCCUCGUUCUUCGGCAGGGACCGCUGCAGGCUCCUGGAUUUACUGCUGGCGGCCGCAGUGAGCACGGGAAGGCGUUAAAGUGCCUAAUGUUCGCUCGCUUCCCUUGACGCCGAGAAGAAAAGGGUCCACCAUGAAGAUUAGGAUGCAAGCCGUCACUCUGGCAGUGACCUUCCUGGUAGCCUUCGUGUCUUCGGCACCUUCCGCAAGACAAGGGCAUGAAAAAUGUGGAUACGAAAGCUGUCCGAAAACGAGACCGGGCAUGUUGAACGUCCACCUGCUGGCCCACACACACAUGGACCUGGGAUGGCUAAAGACAGUUGACCAGUACUUCUAUGGAACUAAGAAUGACGACGCAAACGUUGGCGUACGCUAUAUCUUCGAGAGCGUGCUGGAUGAACUGGAGAAGGACCCGAGCAGGCGAUUCAUCUUCGUUGAGACGGGUUUCUUCAACCUCUGGUGGAAGAGGCUCAGCGACGAUAAGAAGAAGCGAUUCGACGCGCUCGUGCAGUCCGGCCAAAUGGAGUUCAUCAGCGGUGGCUGGGUGAUGAACGACGAGGCCUGUGUAUUCUACACCAACACGAUAGAUCAAAUGACCUACGGCAUACGGAAACUGAAGGACAUCUUCGGCAAAUGCGGCGUGCCCAGGAUAGGAUGGCAGAUUGAUCCGUUCGGUCACUCCAGGGAAUACGCCUCCCUGCUGGCGCAGAUGGGAAUGGACGGAUACUUCUUCGGACGAGUCGACUACCAAGAUUUCCGAGCGCGCAAGAAACAGCAGCAACUAGAGUUUAUUUGGAGCGCCAGUGCGAAUCUCGGAAAGGAUGCUCAAAUAUUCACUGGCAUCCUUCCAAAUGUGUACAGCCCCCCGAAAGGAUUUUGCUUCGACAUCUACUGCUCUGACGACGCCCUAGUGGACGACCCGGAUAGCGAUGAGUACAACGUCAAGAGUAGAGUGGACGACUUCCUCAUCUACGCAAACGAAACGGCAACCUUCUACAAGUCUAACAACAUCCCAGUCACUAUGGGCAAUGACUUCAACUACCAGAGCGCCGGCCAUUGGUUUACCAACUUGGACAAGCUGAUUCACUAUGCAAACCUGAGGUCGGAAGAAACUAAAGUCAACCUGCUGUAUUCGACGCCAUCGUGCUACCUGAAGGCCUUGCACGAGUCGGGCAUCAAGUGGCCCAACAAGACGGACGACUUCUUCCCGUACGCCAGCGAUCCCCACGCCUACUGGACCGGAUACUUCACCAGCCGGCCGGCCUUCAAGUUCCUCGACCGAUACGCCAACAACCAACUACAGGCGUCCAAACAACUGGGUGUCUUGGCUGGUCCCAGGGAAGUCACGGAAGCCUCCCUUGACGUAUUACGCGAAACCUUGGCCGUCGGUCAGCACCACGACGCAAUAACUGGAACCGCCAAGCAGGCCGUUGCCAAUGACUACGUAAAGCACAUUUCUGUCGGUCUCCACGCGAGUGACAAAUAUGCAAACUACGCUUUCGAGAAACUUCUGGGUCUGCACCCGCAGGCGAAGGUGCCAGAACUCGUCCGUUGUCACACUCUGAACAUUAGUGCUUGCGAUGUCACCGAAACGUCUGAAAAGUUUUCCGUCGUGGCGUACAACCCGCAAGCAGCUCCCGUCCACGUCUACCUCAGAGUCCCAGUAGUGGGCGGCAGUUGGCGCGUCCUCGACGGCAAUCUCACGGAGGUGCCUGCGGAGAUCACUAAAAUACCGACGGGUGUGAUAAACCUUCCGGAAAGGUCUAGCAAAGCUGACCGGGAAAUCGUAUUCACUGCUGACCUCGCGGCAUUAGGCUUCACAACGUACUUCAUCGAAUCUGACCACUCGAAGGAGAUGACACUGCGGCAACGUGCGACAAUCCCCGGUACCGAGGAAAUGGUCCUGAAAGGAAAAGUUACGAGCGCAUUCAUCGACUGUGCCAGUGGCCUCCUCAGCGCCAUCUCGUGGAAGGAAACGAAAAUCCGUGUGAACCAGUCCUUCUACUGGUACAUGGGUCACGCUGGUAACAACACCGAGUUCCAGUACCGAGCCUCUGGCGCCUACAUAUUCAGACCACAGCAGCAGGAACCGUUACCGGUGGCGGACAAAGCCGAACUGGUACAUAUUGAGAAAAAUGGCACCAUUGUCCAGGAAGUUCACCAAAAGUUUUCCGACUGGCUGACGCAAGUGAUACGCGUGUACGACGACGCAGAUUUUGUCGAAUUCAUCUGGGUGGUUGGUUCCAUUCCUGUGGCCGAUCAGAAAGGAAAAGAAAUCAUCACGAGGUUCGAUACCGAACUUAAGAAUGGCGGAAUCUUUUACACAGACUCAAAUGGAAGAGAAAUUCUUCAGCGACGCCUCAACUACAGACCAACGUGGCAGGUUAAUAUCAAGGAGCCAGUGGCUGGAAACUAUUACCCCGUCAACAGCAGGAUCUAUAUUGCGGACACCACUGAGAAGGUUCAAUUCACCGUGCUCACCGAUCGAUCUCAGGGAGGCAGCAGCCUGCGAGAAGGCUCAGUGGAACUGAUGGUUCACCGGCGGUUGCUGUUCGACGACGCGUUCGGCGUCGGCGAGGCCCUGAACGAAACUUAUUACCAUGGUCGGGGUCUGGUGGUACGCGGAACGCACCGGGUCACCGUGACUCCUUUCGACCAGGCCGCCCAAGUUCACCGACAGCUGGCAAUUGCGACCUACUCGGCCCCCGCCCUUUACUUUGCGCCUGUCGACAGCAAAACCUACACGUCUGAGUGCAAAACCAACUGCACCGCUCUGAAGAGGCCACUGCCCGGCAACGUGCAACUGCUCACAUUCGAACACUGGAACAAGGGAGACCAGGUGCUGCUGCGGCUGGAGCACUUCUUCGAGAAGAACGACCAAGCGGGAGAAUUCUCCAAGCCGGUCAACUUCAGCUUACAGGCUGCUUUCGUGCGGACGAUAGAAGACAUGACCGAGAUGAACCUGGCUGCCACAGAAACGAGAGAGAAGACCAGGCGUUUCGAGUUCGGGACCGAGGGUGGCCACCAAGCCGAAGGCAUCUUGUCAGGCAACGAAAACGGAUCAACGGAUGUGUAUGGCCCAGAAUACUAUGUGUACCUGACGCCGAUGCAAAUCAGGACGUUCUUGGUGACUUUCUCUAAGGACGACACGAAGCACAUGGUGUGUUCCACCGACUGAACAAGAGCUGCCAUCAACUGACGCAGAUGAAGCUCUCGCCUGCGUGCCUAGUAUUAUUAUUUGAAACGAAAUAAAGUUUCUACAAAAUGCAAGUUAC